Messenger RNA from Gekko japonicus, 2059 nucleotides. It is a transcript of the gene CCND1, whose product is annotated as cyclin D1. The record is from RefSeq and is a predicted model, not a curated record. The transcript has 5 exons. Gene Ontology annotation, biological process: regulation of cyclin-dependent protein serine/threonine kinase activity; positive regulation of G1/S transition of mitotic cell cycle; mitotic cell cycle phase transition. Gene Ontology annotation, molecular function: cyclin-dependent protein serine/threonine kinase regulator activity. Gene Ontology annotation, cellular component: nucleus; cyclin-dependent protein kinase holoenzyme complex; cytoplasm. Bases 274 to 1152 code for a protein of 292 amino acids. Lineage: Eukaryota; Metazoa; Chordata; Lepidosauria; Squamata; Gekkonidae.
CUCUGCCCCCUGCUUUUGGCUUCUCUCCCUCUCCCUCUCUUUCGCAUUCUCUCUGGGCGCUUUGAUCUCCGCUUAACAACAGUAACGUCACGGGGACCCAUACAGGAGAGUUUUGUUGGAAGUUAGAAAGUUUUGCAGCCUCCAGAGGGCUGUAGCAGCAGUAGCAGCAAGCAGCAUCUAAGGGACUCCUGGAAGGGGAAGAGCCAGAGACUGAGUCAGUCCUUUGAGCAAAGCUGCCUGCAGGAGAAGGAGGCGGCGGCGGCAGCGGCAGACAUGGAACAUCAGCUGCUCUGCUGUGAAGUGGAGACCAUCAGGAGAGCCUACCUAGAUGCCAACCUUAUCAAUGACAGGGUCUUGCAGACUAUGCUGAAAGCAGAAGAGACCUGCUCGCCCUCGGUCUCCUACUUCAAGUGCGUACAGAAGGAGAUCUUACCAUAUAUGAGGAAAAUAGUGGCCACUUGGAUGUUGGAGGUUUGUGAGGAACAGAAAUGCGAAGAGGAGGUUUUCCCUUUGGCUAUGAAUUAUUUGGACAGAUAUCUCUCCUUUGAACCCCUCAAGAAAAGCCGUUUGCAACUUCUAGGAGCUACCUGUAUGUUUGUGGCUUCAAAAAUGAAGGAGACUAUUCCUCUAACUGCAGAAAAAUUGUGCAUUUACACUGACAACUCCAUUAGACCCAACGAAUUACUGCAAAUGGAAUUGCUUCUGGUGAAUAAGCUGAAAUGGAAUCUGGCGGCAAUGACCCCUCAUGAUUUUAUUGAACAUUUUCUAGCUAAAAUGCCUGUGGCAGAGGACAGCAAGCAGAUCAUACGUAAACACGCCCAGACUUUUGUGGCUCUAUGCGCUACAGACGUUAAGUUUAUUUCAAAUCCACCUUCCAUGAUUGCUGCUGGUAGCGUGGUAGCAGCUGUGCAAGGCCUUCACCUUGGAAACACUAAUACUUUCCUCUCUUAUCAAUGUCUCACACAUUUCCUAUCAAAAGUUAUCAGAUGUGAUCCGGAUUGUUUACGAGCGUGCCAGGAACAGAUUGAAUCCCUCCUUGAAUCUAGUCUACGCCAGGCGCAGCAGCACAAUGUAUCUUCAGAAACAAAGACUGUUGAAGAUGAAGCAGACCUUUCCUGCACACCCACUGAUGUUAGAGAUGUGAAUAUUUAAGAGGACUUCAGCAAUUCGGGUUUGCUUUGCAGCAUCAGCAAACAAAGAAAGGGCAUCUGAGAAGGAGUUGGAAUCAGGAUCUUGUCCCCCAGAAACCUGUUUCUCCAGGACUUUUUGUACCAGAAGGGAAAAUGUCAUUCGUUAUUUUCUUCAUUAUUCCUUCCUUCUUUUGUGACUUUUAACAGACAACCCCAGUUCCCCGCCCCCCCAACUGUCUUAAAAAGAAAACCAUAGUAUUUGCAUGAUCUCCAGGGGUUUGCGCUACAAAAAUAGAGGAUUUUAUACAAUAAUAAUCAACUAGUUUUUUAUAUUAAAGUGUUUUUGUCUGUAUGUUGUAAAAAUAGGCAUUAACACAUGGCGCGCGCACACACAAACACACACACAAUGUCUCCAGGGGAGGUAUUAGAUUUGAUUGUUGCAUAUUAAAAAAGCCAACCAUUUUUAAAGUAGAAGAGGGUGUUUUUUUUUUUAGAUAGAUUACGUAUGUUUUGGGGUUUUUUUCCUUUAAAAAGCAUAGCUUUAAUGCAGUUCUAGGCUUUUCUGUAUCUUGCUUGCUUAUGCAUUUAGUCACUUUAUAAUUCAUCUGUAAAUGUUAUUUUAUUCCCUUAGGUUUUAUCCUCUUCACCUUAUAAAUGGUUAAUGUAACCUUUGCGUUAGUAUAUGUUAGCAUACUGCAUAAUUAUAUGUUAAUCUUCUGUGCCUGUGGAUUACCUGUGCAUAAGCCUUCUAGGCUUCCAGCUCACCACAGCCGGGGACAGACCCAACAUCCCAUUCCAGUAAUAAAGAGAAAUCACAGUAGUGACAUAAUAUAUUUUUGUAAGCUUCCUAUUUUUGUAGUUACCUGUGUAAAAAAAAUAUGCUGGUUUUUACCUAAAAGAUACGCAGCCUAAUUAUGUCCAGGUUGAAU